Molecule: messenger RNA, 3594 nt
Organism: Punctularia strigosozonata HHB-11173 SS5
Lineage: Eukaryota; Fungi; Basidiomycota; Agaricomycetes; Corticiales; Punctulariaceae
Exons: 9
Coding region: 1-3594 (1197 amino acids)
Biological process (GO): negative regulation of transcription by RNA polymerase II
Cellular component (GO): chromatin; Sin3-type complex
Molecular function (GO): transcription corepressor activity
Source: RefSeq, a predicted model, not a curated record
AUGAACGUCGCCGGACCAUCGAGACCAACGAGCCCAGGCUCGAAGGCCAAGACGCCGAUACCUCCGCCGCCCGCUCAGAGCGAUGCCCCUGCAAACACGUCCCCGGGUGGCAAUAGGCCGCUCAACGUCACCGACGCAUUGGGCUAUCUGGACGCCGUCAAGAACGAGUUUCAGGACCGACCAGACGUGUAUAACAGAUUCUUGGACAUCAUGAAGGAUUUUAAGAGCCAGAAUAUCGAUACCCCAGGAGUCAUCGAGCGCGUAUCCCGCCUUUUCCAAGGCAACGCCCUCCUCAUCCAAGGUUUCAAUACUUUCCUUCCUCACGGUUAUCGUAUCGACUGCUCCUCCGAUCCCAACGAGCCGAACACCAUCACCGUCACCACCCCCAUGGGCAUCAUGACCCAGAACGGGAACACGUAUAGUCUCCUUCCCCGCGCCCUCGCGUCAACUCCGCUUCCACUCGUCGCCCCUCUAGCAAUUGCGGCGCCAUCGGGCGUCGUAACUCCCGGCGGACUCAGCUUACCCAGCACUGGCGCUCUGCCUACCCAAGCCCUGCCCACUCCAGGUCCCGGAGGUCCGCCCUUCUCCACCGGGCCCGGAAGCGGCUUGGGCCACCCUCUGCCUCCUAUAGGAAGUGGCCCUGGCUCACGCUCCAUCACACCACAUCCUAUCCCACCCCAUAUUGCGCAGCUGCAGGUGCAACCGCCAGGCUUCAGCCCGCACAACCUUGGACCCUUCUCACCCGGGAUCCCCGGCGGCACCAGCGCUGCCGCGUCAUUCCUCGGGGGGCUCAACGGCAAUGCCGGAGCAAAAGGCGGCGCAGCAGGAUCGGGUGGAGCUCAGGAAAAGGCGUCCUCCCAAGGCGAAUUCAACCACGCGAUCUCGUACUUGAACAAAAUCAAGACGAGAUUCUCUGACGACCCAAACACAUACAAACAGUUUUUGGAGAUACUUCAGACGUAUCAGAAGGAGCAGAAACAUCUGCAGGACUCACAGGUUUACGCCCAAGUUCAGAUGCUCUUCAAGGACGCGCCGGAUCUCCUCGAAGAGUUCAAGAACUUCCUGCCCACCGAAAACGGUGCUUCUGGUGCCGGCGGGCUCGUCGGUAUAUUGCCGCAUCCCCCGGGAGGUAGCAUCGUCGGUCCUGCCUCAGGGUGGACAGGUGAUGCUCCCGUGCAAGCAAACGAGAAGGCCUCCACAAGUGCUCGGGCACCUGCGAAGCGGAGGAAGCGCGCUGCCGAGAAGGAACCUACGCCUGUGCCCCCCGCCAGGCAGGCAAACAACCGGAGCAAAAAGGCAAAGCUUGCUCAUCGUGCGGAAGCCGACUCGCCCAACUACUCGCCCUUCCAGACUCACCCAUCACCACAGAUGGCCAAUGCGCAGCUUCCAGGCGCUCCAGGCAUGCAGCAUAUGCCUUCAGGACACCUGCUCGUCCAUUCCAGCGCCGGGUAUGGCAUGACCACCCCUGACGAACUCAUGUUCUUUGACCGCGCCAAGAAAGCUCUUGAUACGCGAGAAGCUUACGAGGAAUUCCUGAAACUACUUGGUCUGUUCAGUAAAGACAUCAUUGAUGCUCGUACACUCGUGGAGAGGGCCGAAGUCUUCCUAGGCGACGGAGAUCUGCUCGUCGAAUUCAAAGAGCUGAUGGCCUACGAGGAUGCAAAGACGAGAGCUGAGCAUGGGCCCCCAGGGAGCAUCAGAACCCGAGAACCGGAACCGCUGGUUGCACAACCUCCGGAUGAUGACCUUGGACCGAGCUACCGUCGCCUACCCGAGAGCGAAAUUUAUUUGGCUUGUUCAGCCCGUGACGAGCUCGCCCGGUCGGUGCUCAAUGAUGUUUGGGUCUCUCAUCCAACGUGGCAGUCGGAGGAACAAGGUUUCAUGACACAUAAGAAGAACUCGUUCGAGGAGUUGAUCCACAGAUGUGAAGAGGAGCGGCACGAGUUCAGCGUGCAUUUGCAGGCGAUGCAACGGACCAUCGCGGUUCUCGAGCCUCUUGCGUCUCGGAUUGAAACCAUGACGGCGGAAGAGCGGGCAUCAUUCAGACUCCAGCCUGACUUGGGUGGCUCGGGACGUUGUCUUUACGAACGGACGAUCAAACGUGUUUACACCCGUGAAACGGCGGAAGAGAUCCUGCAGGCGCUCCAAGAUGCUCCAGCGGUCGCGGUACCCGUUGUGCUCCGCCGAUUGAGGCAAAAAGACGAGGAAUGGAGGAGGGUCCAGCGAGAGUGGAAUCGCAAUUGGCGCGAAGUGGACCACAAGAACUUCUACAAAAGUAUUGAUCACCAAGGAAUCAAUUCCAAGCAAGUGGAUAAGAAGAGCAUCACCGCGAAAGCCUUCGUUAUCGAGAUUGAAACCGUGAAGACGGCACGCGAAGAGGACAGCAGACGGUUCGGCGGACGAGAUGCCUCUCCUCACCUUACCUAUGACUUAUCGGAUAUGUCUGUGCUUCACGACACACUGAAGCUCGGAUACUCCUUUUUGGACCACUCGCAUGCAGCGUAUACUCUCGCAGAGAGGCGGCACAUUGCGCGCUUUCUGCGAGAUUUCGUGACACUUCUGGCAAUGCAGCCGCCCCAUUCAUUCGACGAUCCCCAUAAUCAGCUCGAUGGCGCAAAUGGUGACACGGCGGACUAUUAUGACCAUGGCAAUGAUAGACGAACGUCCUUUGGGGAAAGUCACGCUGGGCCGUCAACGGGUACGUCCAGGCAUGGCUCUCCACGGGCAUCAAAGCAAUCACCCUCAAAGGGGAAGGGAAGAGCGAGCCCUGAACCCGAUAUCGAGGAGGAGCCUGACGAACAGUGGAUUAAUGAAGCCGCGCCGCCAGAAGACGACCCCGGUUUUCAUCCUCAUGUCCACUGUCGACCGUUUUUCGCGAACACGACGUUCUACGCGUUAGUGCGGAUAAUACAUAUGCUCUAUUCGCGACUGCUGCUAUGUAAGCGAAUCGGCGACGAACUAGCAGCGCACAAACACCGCGACCUGUUGGCCAACCCGGUGGCGACGGAGCUGGGGCUGGAUGACCCCAGCGGGCCCCCCGCGGUGUUCUACCAGAUGAUGCGCGACCAGGGUGCGAGCGAGGACCAGAACGUGGUUUAUCCGUAUCUACUCGAGGCGAUAGAGAAGGUGUUCGAGCACGAGCUAGACCAGCCGACGUUCGAAGAGCAUAUGCGGUGGUUCUUCGGUGGCAAGGGAUAUCAACUCUUCACCGUGGACAAGAUGAUCAUGGCGAUGAUCAAACAAGUGCAGACCAUCAUCGGAGACAACAAAUGCCAGGAACUGUGGUCGCUGUUGCAGACAGCGCGAGAAAACCCAAAGGUCACCGCCUCGGACGUGAUCCGCUACCGCCGGGAAGCUGAGCUACAUCUCGGGUCAGACGACCAUCUCUAUCGGAUUGAAUGGGCACGGGAAUCGAACGUCAUGAGCAUUAGUCUUUUGAGCCCCGGUGAUCCCAGCGUAGGCGAAGAUGACACGCCCUUGGGACGCUGGCGGCAAUACGUCGAUUCGUUCGUAAUGGUGAGGCACCCCACGGAAUGGGUCGGCUCUGGCCAGGGCGACAAAAUCAGGCGACAGUCGCUAUUUUUGCGGAGGUGA